AUGUGGGUGGUCGAAGCUACGGCCUCUUUGGCCACUUUGGCCUUCCUGAGUAGUACUGCAUCGGCAAUCAGCUCGGGCCGACAUGCGGCUCGGCACGGUCUCCUCCAGAUACCCCCUUCCUUCGCACAUGAUGGGGUCAACUUAUAUCCGGCACUUCACCCUGAGCACAACUCCAGUGACCUCGACCACCUGGUCCCUCAAAAUUCCAAGGAGCUGUACUACAGUCAGGAAGGACACCGGCCCGCCUUGCAUGGUGCCAAACAUGCUCAACUGCAAGCAACUUUUUCGAGUCCCACGGUCGUGUUGGAGCAUUCAAGCCACAUCAAAGAUGUUACCUGCAGUGAUGACCACAUCCAAGUCUGCUUCACGACGCCCGAGGCGCUGAAUACCGUGGAAACGGCAUGGGAUAAAUACGUCGGCGAAGAGACAUUUAAUGUGAUUACCUAUCAUAACGGAUGUGGGCAUCUAACGGGCGAGCACCGAUCAUUCUUUCGUGCAUCCCAUCCCGUCUUUGAUGGCGAUUGUGUGACAGUCGCUACCGAACUCACAGACGAAAAAGAGGUUAUCCAAGAAGGAGAGCCCGCCUGGGGAACAUAUGUCCAAGAGCACCUAGCCAAGCGCGAGCUGGUGAGGGGUCAUGUCAGAGUCGAGAAGCCUCAGGUGAUGCAGGGUGGGACCGAUCUCACGAAGGAUGCAGCAGCAGUCAAACACUUUUUUGGUACCACCCUCAUCAACACGGAUAUUCCAGACAAUUAUAUGACCGGGCUUGACUCACUUUCCGACGAAGAGUACGAUGACCUUGUCAGGCGAGGUUUAUUUUCAUGGAUUGUAGAGGGGAUCAAUGCCAUGAUCAAAGCAAUCAAUAGUCUUAUUCAGAAGACUCUGCAAGCCAUUGAAACCGCGGCCAAGGUAAUCUUCGCUAUUGCAGCCGUGGUUGUCAAUCUACUUAUGGUUCCAUUUGGUGUCCCCUUUGAGCAGGGCUAUGCAGCAGAUAUUAGCUUCGACAACAGAACAAGUGGCACGGCCGUGAUCAUCGAAUGCGAAAGUUGUGGAGCGAAAGCAAAUUUCAGUUUUGAUGGAAAACUGGCUUUCAGUAUCUCCAAAGGUAUUUAUAAGGCAGAGGUUUCCUUCAUCAACCACGAGGCGUUUGUAUUCGAUGCUAUUUAUGCAGUCAGUGUUGAGGCCAAGGCGCUUGCAGCCGGCACCUCCAAAGGAGGAAUCAAAACGACGAUCGAGAAGGAAUUGUUUGCAAUCCCCUUUUUCGCCAUCAAGAUCCCUAAAAUUAUCACAAUUGGGCCUCAGUUAGUCAGCAAUGCUGCAGCCAGUGUCUCCGUUGAUGCGAGCGGCAAGUUCAGAGCGGGCGCAAGGUUUUCCAUCGAUGCAGGUCGCUUGGUGCUGGACGCGGUCAACUCUACAAGGAAUGAAGCAUCUGGCUUUAAACCGCACCUGGAUCCGAUUUUUGAGAUUAUCGAGGGAAACAUUAUUGCUACCGCAGACCUUGCCCUGCCGGUUGGAGUCGAAGUCGCACUGGAUGUCCUCAGCGGUACUUGGAAAAAGUCCGUUGGAGUGUACACCGCACCCUCUGUCUAUUUCACCGCCGGAAUCUCCACUGGCGAAGGGAAGGCCUGCAACAAUGGAAUCGAGCUUCGAGCGGGAGCCAAGAACCGUAUCUACACCUCGGCACUAGGACUAUGGGAAUAUGAGUUCAAGGCCCUGUCAACGAUUUUCUAUGAAACCGGCCUCGGUUGUAUCUCGAAACAAGGAUGGAACCCAAAACAAGUCGAGCCUACCGAAAGCACUUUCCUUGCGGUCGCACAGUCGUUCGGUGGCCAGCAGUAUCUUGCUUCCAAUGCAACACUCAACUUCACUCGGCCUGAGCCUGUGAUCCACACGGAUGAAGAAUUCGAAAAGAACAAGACAGCUGACAGCAACAAACUAAGACAGCUUCCCAAGACUAAUGGGUUCCGGUUGAUCCAGGACGCCGGUCAGUCCGCGACUCUGGUCUCUGGAAAGGACGGCUUCAUCUACAUGGCCAAUAACUCUGCUGAAUAUGAUAUCAGUGCACCCUGGGGUGGUCUCAAGGUCAAAGAAAACAUUUUCAGCUAUGACGUCUUUGGUCGUCUCAUCUGGUUUAAUGCCACGUCCAUCCUCAGAGAUGGUUACAUGACCGAUUUGGGUGUCUCUCAAGCCGAGGGUAUGCCUAAGGGCACGCAGGCGGCGUAA
Penicillium cinerascens is the source of this 2223-nucleotide messenger RNA. RefSeq lists its product as uncharacterized. The transcript is spliced from 5 exons. NCBI's taxonomy places the organism in Eukaryota, Fungi, Ascomycota, Eurotiomycetes, Eurotiales, Aspergillaceae. The coding region runs from base 1 to 2223 and encodes 740 amino acids. The record is from RefSeq and is a predicted model, not a curated record.